AUGUCAGAACCGGAUCUAUCAAAAAGAUCAAACGAUGCCAAUGACCAAGAGUCAACAAAAAGAGUCAAAGUAAGUAUAGAACCAGCGGGAAAAUGGCAACAACUGCGGAUUGACUCAAAGGCGCCCAGUUCUUCUCGGAAGCGUUCCAAAAAUGGCCAGAAUGGCGUGCCUGGGCGAUCUAUUGGCAGUAAGACGCAAGUCAAGGAUGACAAUUUUUCCAUCUGCGAGCGUCUAGACUUCAGACUGAAAGCAUACAUUGACCAAGAUGGUAAGGAGCGAUUAUUUAUGGGCGUGGUAUCAUGUGGCAGACAUCUCCCCAAUCUGGUGUCCCCAGUCCAAGGCUUCAAUCCUGGCAUAACCAUGGGAGUAUGCUCCUUGGGAAAUACGAGUCCUAUUGACGCAGCUAUUGCAAUUGCGGGUGACCAUUCCGAGUACAAGCAUCUACCACACAUGCCCCAUGUGUUUUUUAUGGUCGGUCCUAUGGCGAAGCAUCCUGAUAGUGAGGAGGGCACCCUUUCCUCCAGGUAUGACAGGAUAUUCCUAAGCAGCUCUCAACAACGCAUCAAUCUACCGCCCAAGAUGUCCAGAGAUGGAGAAGACAGCGACAGCGAUAUGUCAAGCCACUCGGAUAUGGAGGGCCUGAUCCGGGAACGAGACCAGACCAUCCAAGAACGAAACCAGGCGAUUCAAGAACGAGACCAGGCGAUCCAAGAACGAAACCAAGCCAUCCAAGAACGAGACCAGGUGAUCCAAGAACGAGACCAAGCGAUCCAGGAACGAGACCAGGCGAUCCAAGAACGAAAGAUGUUUAACCACGUCGUCCAAACUGGGAACCCAUACAUCGGUCACAACCCUGUCGAAUUAGUCGGAAGAUAUUCCAGUUCAGAGGGCCACGCAUUGCUGUACAAGGGGUUUAUGAAAAAAUGGGAGGAUGACUCCUUAGAAUGCAAAGAUAAAUUAGAAAAGGCAACUGACCUAAGGGCGCGCCACACAAUCAUCAAAGCCAGCCUCGAUGGCAUAUAUCGGAUUUCUCAAGACUUUGAUGCGCAAGCGACAUGGAUGUCGGCACGGCACACUAUUCCACCGCCCUUCGAUGGAGAUAAUAGCAUCGGAUAG
This is a messenger RNA of Clonostachys solani, 1116 nucleotides long. NCBI's taxonomy places the organism in Eukaryota, Fungi, Ascomycota, Sordariomycetes, Hypocreales, Bionectriaceae. The record is from the annotation of a GenBank genome assembly.